CGUUGCGGAGGCCUUGCGGCACGGUGGGUCCUCGGCCGGUGCUGCUCAGCCCCGGGGGGGUUCCCGUCGUCUCCCAGCUGGAGGCAGCGCCCGAGGCUCCGAGCCCUUUCCCCGGGGGUGUCCGCCCUGCGGGGUUUGUUGUCUCCUCCCCGCCCAGCGUCGCUGGGGGGGGGACCCCCACGGGCGCGCCCCGGCCGAGCUGAGGGUCCCCGCCGUGCCCAGAGGGGUGGAGGAGGCCGGGUCCUCCCCAGGUUCCCCCGGCUGCAGGGGUCGGAGGAGGCGGGAGAAUCGGGGACUGUCCCGGGGUGGAAGGGACCCGUGGGGGCCGUGGGGUCCCGCUCCCUGCCCCUCGCAGGGCUCCCUGCGCCUGAGCCACAGGACGGAGAGAUUGGUCCAGGCGCUCCCUGAGCUCCGCCAGCCGUUUCCUCAGCCAAAGUCCUUUCCCGUUUCUGCUGACUUGGCCCCGGUGCGCGGAAACGGCCUCUUGCGACGCCUUCCCGUCCCCGGUAGAGUUUGCCUGCCUCUGCCGGGCCGCCUGCCGUGCCGUGCCGUGCCGUGCCUUGCCGUGCCGUGCCGUGCCGUGCCGCGGCACCCACCGCCCCGCUCCGGCAUGUGGCUGCUCCUCGUCCUGCUGCAGGCUGCGGUCCUGCCUGCCCAGCUCUGCGAAGCCCCGGGGGAGGCGGCGGCGGUGCAGGAGCUCAGCGCCCGGCUGCUGGGGCUGGCGGGGAACCCGGCGCGGGACCCCGACCCCAGCGUCUACCUGGCCCUUCGACUGGCCGGCGACCACGACCUGCGUGAAGAGGAGCGGUACCUGGCGCGGCUGCGGGACGCCUUCCAGCGCCGCUACGGCCGGAGCCUGCAGGCAGCCGGCCAGCUCCAUGGUCACCCCCAGUGGGACACUACAAGCACCGAGCACAACACGAACGCCGAGGCGGAGUGGCCGGAGACGGGGCGGCUGGCGCUGUACCUGCUGGGUCUGCGGGCCACGUGUCCCCUGCCCGAGCCCGGUUCCCAGCGCUUACUGGUGACAUGGCUGAAGUACUAUCUGGAGGAGGACUGGGCGGGCUCCCGACGGCACGGCCAGCCCCUCACCAGUUACUACCAGUACAGCCUGGGCGUGCUGGCGCUGUGCGUCCACCGCAAGCGGGUGCGGGAGGAGGUGAUCCACCGGCUGCUGGCGGCGGAGCACCACGGCAGGUUCAGGCACACCGGUGGCAGCACCGUGGACACGGAGGCGGUGGCGGCGCUGGCCUUCACCUGCCUGGUGCAGGAGCGGCUGGUUGGGUCCAGGCUGGCGGCGGAGCUGCAGGCAGCCAGGCGCAGGGUGAGGAGGAGGAUGGUGGAGGCGCAGGACCCGGAUGGCUUCUUCGGCAACGUCUACAGCACCCCAUGGGCCAUGCAGGUUUUCAUCGCCACCAACACGUGCCGGACGCAGCCGGCGUACGGCCGGGCCAUGGCUGCGCUGCUAGAGAACCUGGACGCCUUCACCACCGCCGCCACCAUGGCCCAGGUGCUGCCGGUGCUGUAUGGCCGCUCUUACCUGGACAUCGCCUCCAUGCGCUGCCAGGAGGAGCUGGACACACUGAUGCCCAUCAGCGCCAAGCCACCGACUGAGAUGCUGGGGAACAUGACGGUGCGGCUGGUGGUGGAGUGCCCCGAGCCGCGGUGUCCCCAGCACCGGCUCUACGACCGGACGGUGUCCGCGCCCGCCGGCGCCUCCCUCCUGGACGUGCUCAGGGCGGCCACCGUGCAGGGACCCCCCAACUUCACGUUUGUCACCCAGGACACAUCCCAGGGCCCCUUCCUGAGCAGGGUGCUGGGGAUGGAGGCCCGGCAGCAGCAGCGGAGCUACUGGCAGCUCCUCACCGCCCCCGGCACCAGCCUGCAGAUGGGUGUCGCCGACUACAGACCUCAUGACGGGGAGACCCUCAUCCUGCGCCUCAGCGAGUGGUAGAGGGUGGGGGGGACGACGGCAAUGAACCUCCUGCCGUGGCACAGGA
Chroicocephalus ridibundus (black-headed gull) is the source of this 2000-nucleotide messenger RNA. It is a transcript of the gene TCN2, whose product is annotated as transcobalamin 2. Gene Ontology annotation, molecular function: cobalamin binding. Gene Ontology annotation, biological process: cobalamin transport. NCBI's taxonomy places the organism in Eukaryota, Metazoa, Chordata, Aves, Charadriiformes, Laridae. The transcript is spliced from 11 exons. The record is from RefSeq and is a predicted model, not a curated record. The coding region runs from base 611 to 1954 and encodes 447 amino acids.